This is a messenger RNA of Lepisosteus oculatus (spotted gar), 4660 nucleotides long. Its product is annotated as lysosomal proton-coupled steroid conjugate and bile acid symporter SLC46A3. Gene Ontology annotation, molecular function: transmembrane transporter activity. Gene Ontology annotation, cellular component: lysosomal membrane. The record is from RefSeq and is a predicted model, not a curated record. Gene Ontology annotation, biological process: vacuolar transmembrane transport. NCBI's taxonomy places the organism in Eukaryota, Metazoa, Chordata, Actinopteri, Semionotiformes, Lepisosteidae.
GUUCAGUACCAAAAUGACGAGGUUAGCUUUCUCUCCGUGCGGAUCAAACUGCACAACGGAAACCUUAUGAUUGACAAGGAAGCGAGCCCAAUUGCAAAUGAGGCACGUGUUCAGCGAGGCUAGAGUAGUCCUAUUGCAAAUCAAGGAGGACGAAACCCCUAGGAAAGAGAUGUUUUAUGAUUCCGUACCAGUGUCUUGCCUAAUAUAAAAGCAAACAAAUGCUUUCCAAGUAUAGAUUCGUUCUUUCAUACAGGAGAUCGUUAUCUACGUGCUGUCGCAGAAAACCAGCAAUACUAACAUAGAUGAAUCUUUAGACGGUGGUUUUGUCCAGACAGAGGAAUGCAGGGUCUGUUUCUGGUGGAGCCCGUUGUCGGCUUUUAUGCGUUUGCCAAUUUUUUGGCAUUUCCACUCCUGCAACAGUAUGUGUACCGCCGACUGUGGCAGCAGGUGACGAACACCUCAUAUCCAACUGGCAACGACAACACGUCCGCUUGCAAUCCGAACAGCACCAACGUCACUAACCAUCAUGAGGAUGUCCAAAAAGCAGCCUCUUUGUUCUCGCUCUACAAUGAGCUGUUCUCCAUCAUUCCCAGCCUCCUGGUCACUCUAGUGCUGGUGUCUUACAGUGAUUAUCGAGGACGCAAGAUCAGCAUCCUCCUCCCUGUGAUUGGGUCUCUGAUCGCUUCAGUCACCUAUCUCUGUGUGUCCUACUUCAGCCUGAGCCUCUACCUGCUGAUCGUGUCCAACUUCGUGAGCUCUCUGUUUGGGGGCUUUGGGACUUUCCUGGGUGGCUGCUUCUCGUAUGUGGCCGAUAUCUGUGAUGACAGCAAGAAGAAGAUGCUGCGAAUGUCCAGCAUGGACAUGGUUCUUGGUUUGCUGUCGGGGGUGGCUUCCGUUUCGACUGGCUAUUUCUUAAGGUCAACUGGUUUUAACUGGCCCUUCUUUGCCUCUUCCGUGUUUCACUGUAUCAAUAUACUAUACAUCAUCUUUAUCCUGGAAGAGACAGUUAAAAAUCCUUAUUCCAACAUCCAGAACGGGCCCACCCACAAGCCUCUCAAGAAGGUGGUUUAUGGAAUCUACCUCCUCUUUGCAUCCUCGAGUAGGAAGAGGUCAAUUCUGCUCGUCCUAAUGAUUUUGAGUUUCACGUUCUUUAUUAUUGCCAACCUGGGUGGCGUGUCCAUUUUCAUCCUUUACGAGCUGAACGUGCCCUUGUGCUGGAACGAAGUGCUGAUUGGGUAUGGCUCAGCCCUCUCCACCAUCGUGUUCCUGACCAGUUUUGCUGGCGUGUACUGCCUUUCCUACUGUUUUUCAGAGGCUGCCAUAGUGUUUAUUGGGUUGCUGUCGUUCAUGGCUGGCAUGAUCAUGACAGCAUUUGCCAAGACCACACUGCUCAUGUUUCUUGUUAGGUUGCCUAUGCUUUUUGCCUUUAUGCCUGCUCCCGUAUUGAGGGCCAUGAUGUCCAAGAUCGUUUCGAAAUCUGAACAAGGGGCACUCUUCGCCUGUGUGGCCUUCUUGGAGAGCUUAAGUGCCAGUGCGACGUUUGCUGUAUUUAACAGCAUCUAUGCUGCAACAGUGGCCUGGUUUUCCGGCUUCAGCUUCCUUGUGGCAGGAGGUCUAUGCGUGAUCCCGAUGAUUCUUAUGGGCUUUGUGGUGUACAUGGGUGUUGAAGAUGGCAGUGAAAUCAAGCCACUUUUAGCUGAAAAAGAAGCCGGCAGUGACUAAGCAAUUUUCACCUUACAUCAGAAAAACAAAGAGAAUUAGGAAGCCUGGCAGCAUCGGAUACUGCGGGACUCUGAACAUGGAUAAUCUUGGAACAUGGAUAAUUUGGUUCACUAAACCUUUUCUUUUAGAAAAUUAAACCAACUAAGCACUUUAACAGAGCACUGCUCUUUUAACCAGUGUUGCUAAGCCAAAUGUGUCAAAACACCAUUACUCCCAGCAUCAUACAAUUUAAUUCCAAAAAAGGUUUCUUACUCUUGAAUUAAACUGUGGGGGUGGUGUACAUUUUUGUGACAUUACAUUUUGUGCAUAAUGAGCAUGGAGAGAAAGCGAGGAUGAUUUUUUAGACCGACUCUUUGAGCCAAUGAUACAGGAAAAGCUUAGUAAUAUUUAAGAUAUUAGAUGACAUUUGUCUACCUUCUCACAUAACUAUUGUAAUGCUUAGAAGCAUUGCCAGAGAGAGCAACAUUCACUGUACAGUAUAUUGCAGCAGGUUUUAUUGACCUUAAGGCCUUCGGAUUGAAUUACGCAGCCCUUUCUAUUGGCUAAAAAAUGUAAUGGUACCUAUAAAAUAGGGACCAGUGACUCAGCCCAUAAUAUUUUUUUUCUGUGUCUUUCUUCACUCAAAGGGUUAUUAUAAAGAUUAACAUAUUACCCAAAAAUGUGUUUGUAAAACACAUGGACUGUGAAAAGCACAGAAUUAAAGUAAAUUCUUUGAUCUUAAAAGGUAAUUAACUAGAACAUUUUGGAUUACAAAUCUAUCUUGUGCAAAGUUGCCCUUUGCAUUCAUAAUAUUUUAUUGUUGCUAAAGAAUUUUAGCUUGAACUUGAAUAUUAGCAAUAUAAGAUAUUAUAGUUGGGGGAAAAAAAGCUCUGCAGGUUUUCCAAUUUGCACAACUCACACGGCAGUGGGGGCAGUAUCAGCAUUAUUUAGGUCGCAGUGACCCCUGCAACUGUCUCAGCUGUCCUGCAGACUUGUUGUGGCAGAAAUGAGGGGUGCAAUGCUCCUUCAAUCAACACUGACCUUCCUGCAGGUUACCACGACGAUCACAAUGUCAAAAAGUUAAAUGACUCAAUGGAUGAGGGAGUCAGUGUGGCAGGUUGGCACUUCCUCAUUUCUCCACGUGUGAGCAUAGGAGUCAUUGCUCUGAAUGCAGACAUACUGUAAAGACAAGCGCUGAUUCCUAAUUGUUCUGGUAAAUAACUGUCGAGAAACAUUUUCUAAAAGAAAAAUGGCAAAAGAUAAUUAAAAUGAGCCAGUGUACUCAUUUAAGAGAAGCUACUGAGUGAUGUCAGAAUUCUGUACCUCAAAAUGCUCCAGCUUUAAAAUUCUUCCCCCUGCUGGUGGACUUUCAAAGAGCCGUACAUGUAUUUAUUAAGGCUUAGGAUUGUGAGCUGUGGUAAAGCUCAAGGUCUUGGUGAUGAGAGAGGUCUGGAGUACAGCUGUCAUUUUCAAGCUGUAGGAUCAUCCUGUACUGUGGCUCAUGUCUUUAACAGAAAGACAGACUGUUUUUCUGUGUUUUCUGGUACAGACCUAAACAUCUGAAAGUGGCCACUUAAAAUUUUUAUUAAAGCUCUUUUUUAUGAUGUCUCCAAAGGUGCACUUUAGACAGGAAUCAUUUGAUAACAGCCCAGGUACAGUGGUGUUUUCUAUCCAUGCAAAAUGAAAGUCACCUGCUAGCUUGGACUGUUGGUGCAGAAAUCACUAAAGGAAACAUUGGUCAAUCUCAAAAUCUCAAUCUUGAUUUCAACUUGAUAUCUUUUUUUAUACCACAAAUGAGAUCCUUAUGGUGUAAAAAUAACAAGGAAAGAAAAAAUAGUAAAUUCACCCCUAUAAGUCUGUCUCUCAGCUAUGACUUGGUCUAUGAGGUCCCACAGAAGGGAACUUAUCUUGUCUAUAGAAUUAUGAUUCGAAAACCGUGGUGUUGGUGGAUAUAUAGUAGUUGUAUAAGUGAAAGAGUAGUUUACUGUGUCAUAUAAAAGGUGUGGCUUUGUCUUGGUUUUGAUUUUAAAAAAAAUCAUAUAAUUGAGUAUAUCAGGUGACAAAAGAGUAAAAUUAAUGGUGGCUAAGUGUGUACUGUGAUGAGCCUGAAACACUUAUGUUCUAACGUUCUUAGAGGAACUUUUUCUCAUGGGGGCAACCUUGUCACAAAAUAAAAGUAUCAAGUACAGUACAUGAGAUACAAAAAGCAUUUCAGUGGAAUGUGUGUUGCAUAUUAGAUGUCCACAGUGUUAUGUUACUACAUAAUAGGUGUGUUAAAGUUGAUUCUCCAAUCAAUAUGAGAGUACCUAUGAAUGUAAUUUAGGUACAGUAUUUUUAUAUCCUUGCUUUCUCAAUAGUAUCUUGCGCAACAGCACUUUCAAUGCUUUUUGCUGCUUUUUUAAUGCCUUUCUAAAUGGCAAAGAACUGAGGAUCAGAAUCCAAGUUUCCUUUAUACACUAAACAAAUCUCACACUCAAAUUUCUUUUAAGCCUCUGUCAAAUACUUAAAGAAAACAAUUGUGUUCCUAUUCAAACUGCAAGCUCUUGUUCGUCGUCAAUCCAUUGUGUGCAUGUUUGAGCGGUAGAAACCACAAAGUAAGAAAUGUGAUAGCCAAUAUACAAUGGAUGGUAGUACCCAUCUAGACAGUUUGAAUUACAAACCCUGCACUUUGGUGUAUAGUUUAGUCGAGGCCUGAAGACGCCAGAGUAUCAGUUCAGGUGAGUUUAAAGAUCAUAAAAUUCUUCGAAAUGUGUUUUUAAUGACAUAUCUAUAUAAAAAUUAAAAUCCUGUGUUUAGGCAUUGAAGCACUAUGUGGUAAAUAAUUUCUCAGUUCUCUUCAAUUCAAUUAAAAGCAGGAUGCUGUACAAAUUCAUAUUUUAGGGAGAUGACUAUACACCUGAUUUUGUUCAUUCAAAUAGUUUUUUGCCAUGUGGACAGCAAUAAACAUCUUUGAAAAUCA